Doryrhamphus excisus (bluestripe pipefish) is the source of this 879-nucleotide messenger RNA. It is a transcript of the gene prl2, whose product is annotated as prolactin 2. Gene Ontology annotation, biological process: positive regulation of receptor signaling pathway via JAK-STAT; response to nutrient levels. Lineage: Eukaryota; Metazoa; Chordata; Actinopteri; Syngnathiformes; Syngnathidae. Gene Ontology annotation, cellular component: extracellular region. The record is from RefSeq and is a predicted model, not a curated record. Gene Ontology annotation, molecular function: hormone activity.
GCUCCUCCACACUUUGCAGGAUGCUGGGAAACCUCACAUCAGUUUGGGUGUUAUUGCUGUGUCUGACAUUGGGCAGCCAACUCACGGACGUGGCUGCCGCACCCCUCUGUACCAACGCCCCGGCAAGGUGUCGCAUCCUCGCCCUGGCCAACCUGUUUGACCGAGUCAUCCAGCACUCAGCCAGGAUGCACGGCAUCUCCAAUGGCCUGCACUCGGAGCUUGAGCAGUACUUCCUGCCCAGUAGGAAUCACAUUGGCAAGGUCAGCCGCAACUGUCACACCUCCACCCUCCUGACCCCCAACGGCAAGGAGAACGCUCAAAGAAUGGCGCGAGAGGAGCUAACAGAGGUGAUCCUGAAGCUCCUGGUGGCGUGGAAGGACCCCUUGUGGCAUUUCCACCAGAUCACCGCCCACCAGCAUGACCUCGCCAACUUCAGCUUGGAUAAAACUCUCGAGAUGAGCAACAUGGUGCACGAGCUACGCAAAGGCGUGGAGAAAGUGGCCGAGAAGAUGCAGACGCUGGGAAUAAUAAGCAACUCGGUCAGUAGCCUGUCAUCUUUGGAGGAUAUACUGCCCUCUGAAAGUGCUGAGUGGCGCCUGAUGAACGACUACGAACUCCUCUACUGCUUUCGCCGAGACUCCGACAAGAUCCAGAACUACCUGAAGAUCCUCAAGUGUCGCAUCGUCCCCGAGUACGGCUGCUAAAUAGUAGAAGAGAGGAAGAAAUAAUACAGAGCUCCACUUCAGGGAAUAUACAUCGGAAAGGAGUUUUAAACUACACAGAUUAAGAUGUAGUUUACUGUGGGAUGUGUUUACUGCUGUUAUGAAGCAAUAGCGAAACCCAAAGACUUUGACAAUCUCUAUUCUUAAUACAGCACAG